CGGAAGUGCGAGGGAGAGGAGAGCCACGUGGGUGGAGCUGGAGUGCAGCUCGCAUGGGGGAGUCUAUCCCGCUGGCCGCCCCGGUCCCGGUGGAACAGGCGGUGCUGGAGACGUUCUUUUCUCACCUGGGUAUCUUCUCUUACGACAAGGCCAAGGACAAUGUGGAGAAGGAACGAGAGGCCAACAAGAGCGCGGGGGGCAGCUGGCUGUCGCUGCUGGCGGCCUUGGCCCACCUGGCCGCGGCCGAGAAGGUCUAUCACAGCCUCACCUACCUGGGGCAAAAACUAGGGGGCCAGUCUUUCUUCAGCAGGAAGGACUCCAUCCGCACCAUCUAUACUUCCCUGCAUAAUGAGCUGAAGAAGGUGGUGACUGGCCGUGGGGCCCUGGGGGGCACCGCCCCCCACGUGGAAGAACUCCUGUCCCACCUGUCAGAGCAGCUCUGCUUCUUCGUUCAGGCUCGCAUGGAGAUCGCAGACUUCUACGAGAAGAUGUACACCCUCAGCACACAGAAGUUCAUCAAUGCCGAAGAGCUCGUUGGCCUUCUGGACACCAUCCUCAGGAGAUACAGCUCCAGGUUUCACCACCCCAUCCUCAGUCCUUUGGAAAGCGGUUUCCAGCUGGAAGUCGAUGUCCUGAGCCAUCUCCUGAAGGCCCAGGCUCAGGUCUCAGAGUGGAAGUUCCUCCCGUCUCUGGUUAACUUGCACAACGCUCACAGCAAGCUGCAGACAUGGGGCCAGAUCUUUGAAAAGCAGCGGGAGACCAAGAAACACCUGUUUGGGGGGCAGUCUCAGAAGGCCGUCCAGCCCCCACACCUUUACCUUUGGCUGAUGAAACUCAAAAACAUGCUUCUUGCCAAAUUUAGCUUUUACUUUCAUGAAGCACUGAGCCGACAAACGACUGCUUCAGAAAUGAAAACGUUGACGGCAAAAGCCAACCCAGACCUUUUUGGAAAGAUUUCUAGCUUCAUCAGGAAAUAUGAUGCUGCCAAUGUGUCCUUAAUCUUUGACAACCGAGGGUCCGAGAGCUUUCAGGGUCACGGCUACCACCACCCCCAUUCCUACAGAGAGGCCCCCAAGGGAGUGGACCAGUAUCCAGCUGUGGUGUCUCUGCCCAGCGACAGGCCUGUCAUGCACUGGCCCAAUGUCAUCAUGAUCAUGACGGACCGCGCUUCCGACUUGAACAGCUUGGAGAAAGUCGUUCACUUCUAUGACGACAAAGUUCAGAGCACCUACUUCCUGACCCGCCCGGAACCUCAUUUUACCAUUGUUGUCAUUUUUGAGUCAAAGAAAUCCGAAAGAGACUCCCACUUUAUUUCCUUCCUCAAUGAGCUCUCACUUGCCCUUAAGAACCCCAAAGUUUUUGCAAGUCUGAAACCUGGAUCCAAAGGUGAUUCCCCCCUCUACAUUCUCUACAUUUCCUGUUAUCAAUGCAAUUAUUUCAUGGCCUUUUGCCUGAGUAAUUCUAAAUUGCUUGUCCAGAGGAAAUAGAUGUGCCAUUCUGCUGUUGGAGACUUCUCUUGAUAUCAUGUAAAUCCAUAAGGCUUCAUGAACACCAAGUAUUUUGACUUGUCUGUGUAUUUUUUCAAUCUGGUUUUGAUAAUAAAGUCUGUUCCUGGGAUACUUUAAAUUUAAAACCAUAUGGUAUGAGUAAGAUAUCAACGCUAGAAAAUGGAGAGCUGCAAAUGGGUUCCCCUUUCUGUAGCCACGUACCUAAUGUCAGAACCUGGGCAUAGGGUUCUGAGUGACGGUUUACCUCAGGGAGGGUCAUGAGAGGUGACUGUUGGGGUGCAUUCUGAAAGAGGACUCAGCCAUGCAGUGGAAAUAGCAGGAAUAUGUAGGAUGGCACU
Messenger RNA from Rhinolophus ferrumequinum (greater horseshoe bat), 1846 nucleotides. RefSeq names its product KICSTOR subunit 2 (gene KICS2). Gene Ontology annotation, cellular component: KICSTOR complex. The record is from RefSeq and is a predicted model, not a curated record. Bases 54 to 1487 code for a protein of 477 amino acids. Lineage: Eukaryota; Metazoa; Chordata; Mammalia; Chiroptera; Rhinolophidae. The transcript is spliced from 4 exons. Gene Ontology annotation, biological process: negative regulation of TORC1 signaling; protein localization to lysosome; cellular response to glucose starvation.